AAAACAAACCAGUUAAACAAGUAUAUGAUUGCAAAACUCUUGGAGUGACUGCUGACCAGUAUUUGUCUUGGAAGAAUAAUACUGAAAACAUUUGCAAGAAAAUAACAUCCGGGAUAUCAGCUUUUCCUCAAAUAAAAGAAUUUGUUGAGAAAGAUACACUUGUGUCUGUGUGUAAUUCUAUUGUUCUUGCUGUGAA
Messenger RNA from Paramuricea clavata, 196 nucleotides. The record is from the annotation of a GenBank genome assembly. NCBI's taxonomy places the organism in Eukaryota, Metazoa, Cnidaria, Anthozoa, Malacalcyonacea, Plexauridae.